AUGUUCAAGGGUGCUAGGAAUUAUUUUUUAUCAUUUGGUAAGACCCAAGAAGAAAGUAUAGAUGAUGAAGAUAAUCCAUAUAUUCAAUAUCCAAUAGUAACGAAGGAACAAAUGAAGAAAGUGAUUAGAAAUGAUAAAUACAAGUUUGACUUUUCUUAUGCAUCAUUUGCUUAUCAUAGUGUUAGUUCUGUCCCUUUAAUUCAUUCUUUAUCAGACUUGACAGAUCCCACUCAAUUAACGUCAUUAUUACCCAGAAGAAGACCUCAUGGUUCUCCAGCUGAUACAUUGUCGAUACGAGCAGGUGAUGAUACCAUGUUGGUAUCACCCACCGUAUUGGCUGUGGCAGAUGGUGUAUCUGGUUGGGAAGAUAAACAUGAUGAACAUUGUUCAGCUGGGAUUUGGUCUCGAUCUAUGGUGGAAACUUUCUCAAGAUUAAUGACAGAAUAUAAAAUAAGUCAUGCUCCUCAUCAUUUAAAAAGAAGAGAUAUAGAUCAAAUCUUGGAUGAUUCCUAUUUACAUACCUCUCAUUUAAUGGAUCUUCAGAAUUUACAAGGUUCAUCAACUUUAAUCCUUGGUAUGCUUAGUGGUGAAUAUUUACAAAUGGUAAGUAUAGGUGAUUCAAAACUUUAUAUCAUUCGUGAUGGUGAAAUCAUCCUUAGUAAUGAAGAACAAAUGGUAUCUGAAUUAUGUCCUCAACAAAUUGGUACCCAAACUUUAACAGUAUUACCAUCGGAAGUAGCAUGGAUUAAAUCUUUCAAAAUUCAAGAAAAUGAUAUUAUAUUGGUUUGUUCAGAUGGGUUAUCCGAUAAUCUUUAUGAAUCAGAAAUCGUGAAUUAUAUCGAUGAGUUUUUAAAUGUCAAACAAGAUAAUUUAAAAAUAGUGGCCAAUAAACUCUUAAUAAAGACCAAAGAAGUAGCAUUUGAUGAUUUUGCUUAUACUCCAUAUAAUGAAAAGGUAAAUUCGUUACCUAAGAAGUUUGGUAAUAAUUCAAGUACAGGAGGUAAGUUGGAUGAUAUUUCUAUUUGCAUUGGUAAGGUCACUUUAAAUAAGCUAUAA
Scheffersomyces coipomensis is the source of this 1056-nucleotide messenger RNA. It is a transcript of the gene PTC8, whose product is annotated as Ptc8p. The coding region runs from base 1 to 1056 and encodes 351 amino acids. NCBI's taxonomy places the organism in Eukaryota, Fungi, Ascomycota, Pichiomycetes, Serinales, Debaryomycetaceae. Gene Ontology annotation, molecular function: protein serine/threonine phosphatase activity. Gene Ontology annotation, biological process: protein dephosphorylation. The transcript has a single exon. The record is from RefSeq and is a predicted model, not a curated record.